GAAACGAUAAAAAUUUAAAGAAAAUGAGCUAUUCUUCCGUUGUAUGGAUUGAUGAUCCCUUUUUCAUCAAACGUCAACGGGUUCAAAUGGCAUGUUCUUUUUGCCGUCAACGUAAGAUAAGAUGUGAUGGAAGAAACCCUUGUGCAAAUUGUAAGAAAUACGCUACAGCUUGUACAUACGUUAAAAUCGAAAGGCAACCGAGGAAGCCGAGCAGGAACGGAAAUGACAAUGAAAAUAAUGAUAAUAAUAAUGGUGGAAGCAGUAGCGGUUCUGGAAAUAAUCAAUCUUCUUCUCAAUCAACAAAUUCAAAUUCUCUUAACGUGUCUUCUCAACAAACUGGUACUUCCACUAGACAAUCCUCCAAUUCAGGUCGUGGAAAACGUCCGAUUGAAGAAGUUGAGCAAUUACCUCCAAAUUUACCUCCUUCUCGUCGUUCUGCUCCUUCCACUCAAGGAAUUUUUAAUCCAAAUCCAACUAUGACUACCACUCCACAAUCCGCAAAUUGGCAAAGUAAUUCCAUAUCAGUUGCUAAACCGGAACCAAAACUGCCUUUAAUCGACAAUCCAGUUAUGCCAAAUAAUGAUGUUAUUGAACAUUUAUUAGCACUUUAUUGGGUCAAUGUUCAUCCUUAUGUUCCAGUUCUCAAUAAAAAUCUUUUCCUUCAACAAAGGGAGAAUGCUAAUGAUCCACCAUCUCCUUUAUUACUUAAUGCUAUGUUUGCUGUUUCGGCUGAAUUUUCUGAACGUCCUUCUGUACGUUCCGAUCCUGAAACUCAUGAAACAGGUGGAUGGAUUUAUUUUGAUAGAGCUCGUGCUUUACUUGAUGAUUUUAUGGAUGCUCCUAGAAUGUCUACAAUAGCUGCCCUUAUUCUUAUGUCAAUUUAUCAACAACAUAAUACAAGACGUUCUGGUAUUUCCCCAGGAUAUUUUCGUAGGUGGAUGUAUAUUGGGAUGGCAAAUAGGAUGGCUCUUGAAUUAGAAUUAAAUAAAGAUUGUGAGGAUCCACUUCUUGAUAAUUCUCAUAAAAAUUUAAGAAAAAGAUUAUGGUGGUCUCUUUUUAUGGUGGAUGUAUUAGUUUGUUGUGGUAUUGGGAAGGCUAGUAAUAUCGAGGAAGAUGAAUGUACAAUCCCUGAACCUGAUAUUGAUAUUGAUGAACCUGAAUUAAAAUCAAAUGGUGCUAUUAAUGAGUUUGUUCAUCAAGUUAGAUUUACUAGGAUGUUACAUUUAUUAUUAAAACAUAAUUUCUCUUCAAAAUUAUCCGCUUCUCCUUAUAAUCAAGACAAUAUUGUUGCAAAUUUUGAGGAACAAAUUCAUACAUGGGCUUUUCACUUGCCCCUUCAAUCAACGGAUACACUUAUUGGAAAUUCUAAUAAAUUUUCCACCCAAUCAACUCAUUUACAUAUGCUAUAUCAUUCAUUUAUUAUCCUAUUACAUAGGAGGUAUAUAGCUAAUUUUGAAUCUUUACUAAAGUGUACCCAAGCUGCGGCUCAAGUUACCCCUAUUGGAGAAAAGAUUCUUCGUACAGCUUCUACUCCUUUUAGAGGAUUCCUUAAUUGUACAACUUGGUGUUUACUUCAAGCUGGAAUGAUCCAUGCUUUAAAUAAAUUUAGAGGCAACGAGGAAACGAGUCAAGUUGCUGAACAACAUUAUGAUAAGAUCGUUGUUUUAUUUCAACGUUAUUCACAAUUUACUGCAUUACAUGUAUUACAAGAUCAUGCAAAUACUUGUAGUUCACAUCGUUUAUCAAUGAUGGAUUAUUGGUCUAGUCCUGAAAAUGGACAACAACAACAACAGCAACAUCAUCAACAUCAUCAUCAACAAACGCAUGAUUCAAUGUUUACAUUAUCUAAUUUGGGUGCUGGAAGUAAGAACUUGUCCUAUGGUACUACUCUACAUAUGUCACCAGGUACAGCUGCUAAUAACGGAUUCUUAACACAAAUUAAUACACCUUUUCCAAGUCCACCUCACGGAACUGUUUCUCCUCUCUGUCAAACACCUAAUGAAUCUCCAAAUGUUGAUUUAGGGCAAUUUACAAAUAUAACAUCCCCAUUAAUUGACAGUGAAGGAACCCCUGUACAUUCGCCUAAUCAUUAUGUUGAUUAUAAUCCAUUUCCUGUACUUGGAAAGGAUCAAGGGUCAGGUUGUGCAGAACUACUUAAUAAUGAUGAAGAUGGUUGGCCAUUUAGCGGUCAUGAGGCUACUACAACUUCUGCUUGGCAACAUAAACAUUAUAGUAAUAAUACGACACAUUUAGAAAAUGAAAAUUAUCAACCUCAUCCCGCCACACCAUCUGCAUCACCAGUUGAUGUUUUUGGCAUUUCCACGCCUACCAUUCAUGCUUCACCUACCACUUCACCUUUUCAUUCUCCAACUCAACAAGAUGUUGAUGGAGGUAUAGAGUCAAAUACUAUUUCUAAUGAUUCCACUCCAAGUAUUGGUAAUACGACACCACCUGGUGGUUAUUCACAAUCAGCUUACAAUUCUUCACCAAUUUCUUCUAAUCGUCAUGAAAGUGAAUCGUCUUGUGGAACCGGAUAUGUUGUUAGUGGAUUUAGUGGGUUGGGAAUCUGUUCAUAAAGAGAGAACAGAAUUUUUUUUGGGAUAAAAUUGCACUUUUUCUUCUUCAUUCUAUUUUUUUUUUUUCUUUUUUAAAAAUUUUUUU
Rhizophagus irregularis DAOM 181602=DAOM 197198 is the source of this 2661-nucleotide messenger RNA. RefSeq lists its product as uncharacterized. The record is from RefSeq and is a predicted model, not a curated record. Lineage: Eukaryota; Fungi; Glomeromycota; Glomeromycetes; Glomerales; Glomeraceae. Gene Ontology annotation, biological process: DNA-templated transcription; regulation of DNA-templated transcription. Gene Ontology annotation, molecular function: zinc ion binding; DNA-binding transcription factor activity, RNA polymerase II-specific; DNA binding.